Messenger RNA from Schistocerca gregaria, 1070 nucleotides. Its product is annotated as glutathione S-transferase D5-like. The transcript is spliced from 6 exons. NCBI's taxonomy places the organism in Eukaryota, Metazoa, Arthropoda, Insecta, Orthoptera, Acrididae. Gene Ontology annotation, biological process: glutathione metabolic process. The record is from RefSeq and is a predicted model, not a curated record. Gene Ontology annotation, molecular function: glutathione transferase activity. The coding region runs from base 285 to 938 and encodes 217 amino acids.
GAGGUUGUAGAAGAAGCCUCUGCACUUUGUGCAGUCUUUUGUCUUUUGUGUGAGGAACACGUACAGUAUUUCCGCAGUGUAUUUAAGCAGCGAUAAUCCGAUGCAGAAGCAGUGUCGAUAAUUAACUGCCAGUUCUAAGCUAUUGUGUGCUGGGUAACCUUAUGCACUAUGCUACAUCAAGAUACCUUAUACUGGCUAAGAAGUGCUUCUGAAUAACGGCAUUGCUUUAAGCCACAAAUCAGCAGAGCAACAUCACCUCUCCCUCUGAUCUUCAGGACAUCAGAAUGGCCCCGCCUACGCUCUACAGCAACGCUCUGAGCACUCCCAGUCGCUUCGUCCGCCUUAUAGCCAAUAUUAUUGGAGUGGAGCUGAAAAUAGUGAAUAUAAAAGAAAUUACUAAAGAAAUGCGAACACCGGAAAUGCUCGAGAAAUUCCCGCAGCACAAAAUCCCAGCGCUGGAAGACAAUGGUUUAUUCAUUUCUGAAAGUCGUGCUAUUGCCAUGUACCUCGUCUCGAAGUAUGGAAAGGAUGACUCUCUCUACCCGAAAGACCUCAACAAGCGUGUCCUAGUUGAUCAGAGGCUAUUUUUCGAUGUGGACCUAUACUCCAAAAUUACGCAAGUUUUCGUGCCAAAGUUUCAUGGAAAGCAGAUAGAACCUAAUGACAUUGACAAACCAAAGGAAGGUUUGGAGACCCUGGACCGAAUGCUUGACGGCAAACAGUGGCUGGCGGGGGACAAUGUUACCAUUGUCGAUUACAGUAUUGCUAACUGCCUAUUAUCGCUAGAGCUAAAUCCAGAAUCAGGAGUUGAUCCGAAUAUGUACCCUAACAUCAAGGAGUGGCUUUCACGAGUCGAGACUUCUAAUCCAAAAUAUGUGGAGCACAUCAAAGAAUUCCGUGAGAAUGUGAAGCAGUUACUGCAGCGGAGGAAUACAUAAAUACAGACAGAAGUUAGAAAUGUACCACAUAAUAAACAAUACUCUGUUAAUGUUUUAAUCGAAAAAGACUUUUUUCCUUUUUUCAUUUAACAGUGUUCUGUCUCGUAGUUUAUAAACAAAAAUAAAAUUUGA